GGAGACUCUGGCGAUGAAACUGAGGAGGAUAUUGCAAAGGAAACAUUGAUUUGGAGAGCCAUCAAGUUGCCAAUUUACUCUGUUGCAUUCGUUCCUCUCACUGUAGGUAGUGCAGCAGCGUAUUUGCAGACAGGGAUCUUCUCAGCUAGAUGUUAUUUUGUUCUCUUGGCUUCCUCGGUUCUUGUUAUUACCUGGCUCAAUUUAAGCAAUGAUGUUCAUGAUUUUGAAACUGGAGUUGACAAGAACAAAAAGGAAUCAGUUGUAAACCUGGUCGGUAGUCGUAAAGGAACCUUCAUAGCUGCGUACUUGUGCCUUGCUCUUGGCUUCGCUGGGCUAACUUGGACUGCUGUUGCAGAAAAAAACAUUCGUUCAAUGUUGUUUCUAGUUUGUGCAAUUAUUUGUGGCUAUAUAUAUCAGUGUCCACCAUUUCGGUUAAGCUACCAGGGGCUGGGAGAGCCCUUGUGCUUUGCAGCAUUUGGUCCCUUUGCUACUAAUGCUUUUUAUUUACUACAUGGCGGUGCAAGGUUACUUCAGCUACCUAAUUAG
This is a messenger RNA of Vigna umbellata (rice bean), 546 nucleotides long. The record is from RefSeq and is a predicted model, not a curated record. Lineage: Eukaryota; Viridiplantae; Streptophyta; Magnoliopsida; Fabales; Fabaceae.